Molecule: messenger RNA, 5391 nt
Organism: Leucoraja erinaceus (little skate)
Lineage: Eukaryota; Metazoa; Chordata; Chondrichthyes; Rajiformes; Rajidae
Product: zona pellucida-binding protein 1-like
Exons: 1
Coding region: 3721-4746 (341 amino acids)
Biological process (GO): binding of sperm to zona pellucida; acrosome assembly
Cellular component (GO): extracellular region; zona pellucida receptor complex; acrosomal vesicle
Source: RefSeq, a predicted model, not a curated record
GGGGGAGACAUCAGGGAUACACAGAUUUAACUGGGAAGAUAAUCGACAAGGGAUGAAGGAAUAGUCACAGUAUUGCAGGCAGGUGGGACUAGUGUUGCUGGGACUAGUGGGCAAGUUGGGCCGAAGGGCCUGUUUCCAUGCGAUAUCACUAUGACUCUAGUAGGAAGAAAUAAGAACUAUGGGUGAAGAAAAUGUUGAAACAAUGAAACUAAUAGGACUGAAAGACCAUUUUCAGAUUUGCUGCCUGAUCUGCUGAAAGUUUCCAAUAUUUUCUCAUAUUAUUUCAGAACUACCUGCUUGUGAACUUUGGUGAGGGGAGCACAGGCUGAGAUACCUUUCAUGUCCUAACACAUGGAGUUCUUCACCAACAGAUGCAGAUUGCCAAUGUUGAUGCAAUGGAAAAGGUCCCCUCACAAAUCAAAUGUCAAUAUCUGUCCACAGCCUUUACCUUCCGACAGUUUCAAGCAGAGUGGAUGAGACAUGUGAAUCGGAUGAGAUAUGUAAUUGAAAAGCAAAAGACUACAAAUCCUCAAGAUCUGAAGAAAUGCUGGGAAUAUUAGUGAACGGAUCUGAUGACACUGCCUCUACAUCAACCAUUAACUCUAUUCCACUUCCACAGAUGCUGCCUGACCCGUUUAGCAUUCCUUUAAUUUCUCUUUCUCACACGUUCGAUGUCAGCAUAGAAUAUCAGAAUCAGAAUAGUGCUUUAUUAGCCAAGUAUGUUUUGCAACAUGCGAGGAAUUUCAUUUGCCAAGUCAGUCAUAUAAAUAAAAAGUAAAAGAUCACCCAAAACACAUUUUAACAUGAACAUCCACCACAGUGACUCCUACUGUGACGGAAGUAAACCAUUCUUGGGAAACAAAGUUAGUUCAGGAUAUAAAGUGAAGAUUAGUCUGUUCCUUUUGACGUCAGAACCUUCGUGGACAUCUCCCUGGUAUCUGGGAAACUGGGUCAAGGGACAAUUUGCUUGAUGUAUUCAGCAUGCUUGCAGCAUGUAAGCACUGGUAGCAGUCAAUGAAUCCUUGUAGAUUUAGCGAGACAAGACAAAACCUGCAGACAUGUUCAGUGGUCUGAAUGACAUUUACUAAUUCAAGUUGAAAUGAACAUUGGUUAAGACUGUGUGUCAGUCAUUUGUUCUAUAUCUCUCUUUAUCACCAUCUACAUCUCUCGUUUCCCUUACUCCUGCCUCGCAGUCUGAAGAAAUGUCACCUAUACCUUUUCACCAGAGAUGCUGCCUGACCCAUUGAGUUACUCCAGCUUUUUGUGGCUAUCAUAGGUUAAGACUCUUCCUUUGGAUGCUGUAACUAAUGCAAUGGCCACGGUGAUAAUGGAAAGCUGGCAGCAUUCCUUGGUCAACAGGGAUUUUCUUCCCCUUGUUGAAUUGCUGCGUGCUCCUUUUUAUAGCUUCUGCACCACUGUCUAAACAGAUGAGACUCCCCAGUAACAUUGGCAGAUGACCUGCUUGGACUAUCUAUCCACAACAUGAACCCUUUGGAUCCCAUCCCAACUCUCCUUGAUGCCUUCGCGAAGCGGAGAGUCAUAGAAUCAUAUAACAUGGGAAGAGGCCAUUCUGCUCACCAUGCCUAUGCUGACCAGUGGGCAUCCAUUCAUAUGUCCCAAUACCUAGCAAUUGUCCCUACGCCCGAUUGAAUAGUUACUCAUCUAGAUACUUGUUACAUACUGUCAGUGACCCUGCCUCCACCACUCUCUGCACAUGUACUCCAGGUACUCAGCACCUUCUGGGUUAAAUAGGGCCACUCAGAUCCCCUCUAAAUUUCUUCCCCCUUAUUCUAAAUCUAUUCCCUCUCGUUUUAAACUUUAGACUUUAUACUUUAGAGAUACAGCGCAGAAACUGGCCCUUCGGCCCAUCGAGUCCCCGCUUACCAGCAAUCCCCCCCGUACACUAGCACUAUCUUGCACAUCAGGGACAAUUUACAAUUUUGCCAAAGCCAAUUAACCUACAAACCAAUAUGUCUUUGGAAUGUGGCAGGAAACUGGAGCAUCUGGGGAAAACCCACAUGGUCACGGGGAGAACAUACAAACUCCGUACAGACAGCACCCAUUGUCAGGAUCGAACCCGGGUCUCUGGCGCUGUAAGGUAGCAACUCUACCACUGCACAACUGUGCCGCUCCAUCUGACAAGGGGGAAAGUUUCCUCCCUCUCCCGUCGAUGCCUCCCAUGAUUUAAUGCUCCUCCAUCAUUUUCCCUCUUAACCUCCUUCCCCCCACAUGGAAAACAGACCCAGCACCUCUAAAUGUUCCACAUAAGUUUAGUUUAGUUGAGGUUAGAAAUGCAGGGCGGAAACAGGCCCUGGGGGCCACCGAGUCUGCGCUGACCAGCGAUGCCCAGGCACCAGCACUCUCCUACACACACAUGGGACAAUUUACAAUUUUAUCAAAACCAAUUAUCCUACAAACCAGUACAUCUUUGGAGUGUGGGCAUAAACCGGGGCUCUCAGAGAAAACCCACGUAGGUCACGUGGAGAACGUACAAACUCCAUACAGACAGCACCCGUAGUCAGGAUCGAACCUGGGUCUCUACCGCUGUAAGGCAGCAACUCUACCGCUGCUUCACUGUGCCGCCAAUACUGAAAUUCUCCAUCCAGGCAACAUCAUGGUGGAUCUGCUCCCCACCCUCUCUGGUACAAGGACAUCUUUGGCCAAUUGGCCAAUCUGGCAACUGUAACCAUUCAUCAUCAUCAUUGAAAACAUUAGCGACGCAGUGGUGCUGGUUUCCAACGGGAAAAUGGUCAGGUCAGGUCGGGGGGAGUUCCCCCCGCCACGAGUACCAUGUAAUCCCGUGCCACCUGCUCCAUGGUCGGAUAGUCGGCGACUAUCUCAGUCACUCCCACCUGGUUUGUCAGGUGAGGAGGGGGCUGUGGACCCCCAGCAGGACCAAAAACAAGACCUGUCAAAGGGCGGAUGAGCUUCUAGCAAGCCAACGGCCAUCCAUCCACACUUCAGUAGACGUUGUGAUCACUCUUGUACAUAGCAUCGUAAGGAACUGUAACCAAAUCUUCAAUACUAUCAAUCCUAUUACUGGUAGCCCAUCGCAGCAGUCACCAUUGGUUUCAAUAAUUCGCACUGUGAGGGGCAUUAUAUUCAAACAGUCAGCAAGUGUACAAAGCUGUUCCCAAUCAUUCCUCAGUUUCCGUUUCGUUCCUGGUAUCUGGAACCAUUCUACACUGAGAACCAUAGCUCCAACAUAACCUAAUCUCACCACAUCCCCAUGGCUGUACUUCCAGGUUAGGUCAUCAAGGGAGAAGCAGAAAAUAAGCGGAUUCACCUCUUGCACUUCGACCAUGAGAAAGCAGAUCUCCCUCAUCCAUUAUCUCAGUGUCAUUCUGGCCAGGGUUCCUACUUACUGAACUCUUGAUAUCUCAGGUCAUGUUCACAACAAGGUUUGUUUCUUCAUUGUACAUCCACGCUCUCGACUUGCCCUUGGCCAGCAUUCAGUGCACGCUGUUUCUCAUGCUCAAGUUACAUCAGUGGCUUGAGAUAGUGGUGGAUCCAGGCUGAAUUCUAAUCAUCAAUGGCUCCAGAAUUCAUCCGUAACGAUGACAGUGGUUUGAUGUCACAAGGCGACCAAAGUGCAAAAUUAUGACUUCACAGUUGCGGCGAUUGUGACGCCGGGGAAGAUGUGGGCAUCAGCAAAUUGGUACGUGAUUGACCUGCAGAGACCAUGGGGGCAAAAUGAAGGCAGGAUGACUGAAGGGGGAAAUGAGUCUCAGCCUCAAGAGCCUCCUGGUGUACGGGGUGAUUGUAGGCGUCUUGCUGGGAAAGACCAUUCCCACCACUGAGAUAUGGCAGCAGCUUAAACGCUUCCCGCGAAGCGCGCUGCUGAACGCCCCGGUCGCUGAGCAGAAGGUCAUCGGCUCGGAUGACGGCCCCGUGAAAGUCUACAUCAAAGUACACGAGAAAAGCCCGCGCAUUCUUUGCGCCACGCCCCAGCUGAGGAACAUGGAGCUGAUGGACCCCAACUUCAGUUGGAAAGGGCCGAAAGGCACAGAUCUCACCAAGAGACCGGACAUGAAUAUAUCUCUGACAGGGACCCUGACCAUUGAUGAUUUCCGCAAGGAUUUAUCUGGAGUUUACGUAUGCACAAUUUAUUUUUAUAGUCCCAGUACAAAGUCUUUGCAGUCCUUGAAUCUUAAAUAUUUCCUGUAUGCUUACCGGGACCCUAAUUACACCUAUGAGUUUCAGGUGCAAUAUCAUGCAGCCGAUUGUCAAAAUGCAUACAACAGCCUCUUCUUAAAGAGGUUGCACACAGCUUUAAACCAGCUGACUUCAGACCUGGCCUACACUAUCAGUAUCCACAAGUCAACGUGCCACACGCUCAAAGUGCCCUUGGCCGGCAUACAGUACGAGCUGUACCUGACGCUUAAGCUGCACCUUGACGUGGAGGAACUGGACACUAUCUGCGAGAACAACCAGGAGGACUGCGAUCACAACCUGCGGCUGGAGAAAGUGCGGCACCGCGUGGAGGCGUUCUUCUCCAAGCAGGCGGACAUGUACCGAGAGAUCUUCGGCUUGCUGCCGUUCGUCUACUACAUCGACGGGACGCUGCAGGUGAUCCGCGCCGACCGCUGCAAGCCCGGCUUCGGCAAGGACCACAAGAAGCACCCAAACUGUCCCGGGUGCUGUGUGGUGUGUGGCCCGGGCUCCUACAGCAGUGGCCGGCACGUCAGCUGUCUGCCCUGCAUUGAAGCCAUCCAUUACGGAGAGUCAGAUUGUGACAUUGAGUGAGGAGUGCUUUACUUGUGGACUUGAUGAAUCAUUGCAAUCUUGCCCAGACACAGGUUAUGACUUUUUAGAGAAAUAAAUACCAUGGGCAAGCAGGGAUCAGGAAAGAAGUCCCAGGUCAUGUGUACAGAAAGGUGGCGUCCUGCAUUUUAAAUAAAAGGAAUAUGUGAAGUUGCCUAUUUCUAAUAGUCUAUUACAAGAUUUUACUCAUAUUGGGGAGGAAGGGUGGCGAUUUCAUUUUAACGAAAAUUUGAUAUGAAUGAAUUUUUAUUGUUGAAAUUAUUCUGUCUGUCUCAUAUUUAUGCGUUGUUAAUAAACUUUGGAAUAUAAUAUCAGUUGGGUUGCGUUUUUGUGCACAAUUCAUCUUGGACUGUUUUCUCUAACUUGACCAGUUUUCUCUGGAAUGCCAAAGAUAGACACAAAAUGCUGGAGUAACUAACUCGGUGGCUUUAGGCAGCAUCUCUGGAGAAACGGACCAGGUGACGUUUCGGGGCAGAAACCUUCUCCAGACUUCUGAAGAAGGGUCUCGACACAAAACAUCACCUAUUCUUUUUCUCCAGAGAUGCUGCCUGACCCGCUGAGUGAUUCCUGCAAUUUGCAUCUAUCUUUGAUAUUAACCAGCAUCUGCAUUUCCUACCGAACCAUUUC